AGUUAGGUGUUUUGUGUGUGGAAAGACGACUCUCAGACAAUCCAGACCUUCCGCCCCAACGACGACGACCCAGACGAACUAACACCACAGCAGCCAUGGGUAUCGAUCUUGACCACAGGAGGCCUACGCACCACCGCAAGGCUGCCAAGAGCGACAAUGUGUACAUCAAGCUCCUCGUGAAGCUGUACCGCUUCCUCGCCCGUCGUACCGAUAGCAGCUUCAACAAGGUCAUCCUCCGUCGGCUCUUCAUGUCGAAGAUGAACCGUCCCCCGGUGUCGCUGUCCAAGAUCGCGCGCUUCGCCGCCAACCCCAAGGUCAACGAGAAGACACCCAAGAACGCCGAGCGGACCGUUGUCAUUGUCGGUACCGUCACCGACGACAACCGUCUCCUCACCACCCCCAAGGUGUCGGUUGCUGCUCUCCGUUUCACCGCCACUGCGCGUGCCCGUAUUGAGGCCGCUGGAGGCGAGUGCAUCACUCUUGACCAGCUCGCUCUGAGGAGCCCCACCGGUGCCAACACCCUGUUGCUCCGCGGACCCAAGAACUCCCGGGAAUCCGUCAAGCACUUCGGAAUGGGCCCCCACAAGCACAAGAAGCCAUACGUCGAGUCCAAGGGCCGCAAGUUCGAGCGCGCUCGUGGUCGCCGCAACAGCAGAGGUUUCAAGGUGUAAUCUACAUGUUUGGGAUAAAAGUCAUUUCGUGUGGGGACUUCGUUUUUUUCUUUUAUUUUCGGUGACCUUUCGCAAUGAUAAUCAAACUCCGACCAUGACGAGAUUAUUGAAACUUCAAUACCCUCUGUCUGCAAUAUGUGACAGAAUUGGCGCGAGGGUUCAGUUCAUGUCCCGAGCCGUUUGUGUUGGCCGUCAAUCUUGCGUUUAUCGGCCAUCAGCCUCUACCACCUCCAUAGUACAAUCGAUAUCAUCCGAAUCGAGUAGGAGCACGUCUCGAACGUAAGCCAAGCAUAAUGAGGAUGGGCAUAAUCUUUUCCGUCGGCCAUCUCUUGGGACCAUUCCGUGAGCCGGUUUGAGCGAGAUGCUAUACAAGGCGAGCUGGCGUAUGAAAUCAGCCCAUGAGAUGAGCCGU
Molecule: messenger RNA, 1083 nt
Organism: Tricharina praecox
Lineage: Eukaryota; Fungi; Ascomycota; Pezizomycetes; Pezizales; Pyronemataceae
Product: putative 60S ribosomal protein L18-B
Exons: 4
Coding region: 96-671 (191 amino acids)
Biological process (GO): translation
Cellular component (GO): ribosome; cytosolic large ribosomal subunit
Molecular function (GO): RNA binding; structural constituent of ribosome
Source: RefSeq, a predicted model, not a curated record